Messenger RNA from Pseudogymnoascus verrucosus, 2127 nucleotides. RefSeq lists its product as uncharacterized. Lineage: Eukaryota; Fungi; Ascomycota; Leotiomycetes; Thelebolales; Thelebolaceae. The coding region runs from base 489 to 1643 and encodes 384 amino acids. The transcript has 5 exons. The record is from RefSeq and is a predicted model, not a curated record.
GAUCAACGAGGUCGCACCUAAUGCCAAAUACAAAUUGAUGCCAACUAGCAAUGGAUCUCAACGGCUACGCUACAAGCAGUGAGCCUAAGUUGGAGUAGAUUUCGCGGGGUAUUCUGGGCUGAGGUAUUCCUCAUGGGGCGUUACAACUGACUGCACAUGUCACGUCCCUCAACAUGUCCGUCGACGCGCAAAGUCUCGAAUGGGAUAGAUCACCAGUGUCACAUCGCUUCGAUGCUGAUUAUGCCAUCUUCACGCUUCGGAACUCGCCUCCACGCCCGAUGUUAUCGUGGAUGUGCUCCUUGAGCUGCUCGCACCCGGCCCUCAUGUCAAUGCAUGUCAAUGCGAUAGGAAUAAACAUUGACAUACCACACGGGAAGAGCUAUACGCUGUGAUCCCAUUAGAAAUAUUCAAGGCAAUGAUCUCCAAGCCCUUUCAUGUAAAUAUGCUCGAAUUCCCCCCCCGGAUGCCUUUACUCUAUAGUCGUCGAAAUGCUUGGCCCCGGGCCCUUGGUCGUUCCCCACAAGACUCCAGGCGAGUCGGAUGGUCGCGGGAUCCAGCUCUACAUCAUAUCCAUUAUUACAAUCAUCCUUGCCAGUAUAACUGUCGGCGCACGUAUUAGUACCAGACUUAUCAGAGGUGCGGCGUUCCAACUUUGGUGGGAUGAUUACAGUAUCCUCUUCGGACUGAUAUUCUCUUUUAUCUUGGCCAUUACAGAAAUCGAGGCGGUCGUUAAUGGCUAUGGCGAGCAUGCGGGAGACCUUGGUCCGGACCAGGCAGCCGUCGCUCUGAAAUGGUUUUACCUUGCUCAGAUCUUUUACAAACUUGUCGUCACUUUCAACAAGCUCUCUCUUUUGCUGUUCUACUUGCGCAUAUUUCCUUCUAAGACCUUUCGAGCCCUCACCUGGAUCGGACUGGCCGUCGUUGGCGCAACCGGGAUCACCUUUAUCGCUGGGACAAUAUGGCAAUGUCACCCACUACCAUAUUUUUGGGACAAGAGGAUCAAAGGGGGCCACUGUAUACGCAGUGCUCCUUGGUGGCAAUCCUACUCUGCGAUUCAAAUUGCAACAGACGUGUUUAUUCUUGUCGUUCCGAUCCCUAGCCUUGCGUCGUUGCCACUAAAAUUAAGGCAUAAGCUGGGCCUAAUCGGUGUUUUUGCUUUGGGCGGAUUCGUGUGCAUUUCCACCAUCGUCAGACUGACUACGCUUGCAUCUUCAGCUGGCAAGGAUCCAACUUAUGAUCCUAUCCCAGCGACAAAUUGGUCUGUAAUCGAAGCAAAUAUAGGCCUAAUAUGCGCUUGCCUUCCAUCCCUAAAGCCUUUUCUCGACAAAAUCGUCCGCACUUGUCUAGGCCAGCCCCCGCGGAACAACACUCCCAACCCAUACUCUCGCUCCAACUUAUCAACCGCUCGCGGCUACGCCCUUGGUUCUAUUUCGCCUACCCAAGGCCUCGCCCAUCGCUGGGAUUGGGGCGAAAGGGGCGACGGUGUAGCGAGAAAAGAGGGGGCCACUGAUAGCCAAGUCAGUAUAAUGAUGCGUGGGCAUAUCGAGUCGUUGUGGGGGAUCCAGAAGCAAAUCGAUGUCGUUAUUCAUCGUUCGGAGGGCGUUGUUGUGGGUCAUGAGAGGAGCUAUUCGAGCUUUCAGUAAAAAUUCAGGGUGGCAUUAAUCCAGACAAGACGAAAGCGGAGUUCAUGACAUUAUACCUAUUUGCUAAAUUACGCUUUGGCUUGGCCCUUAGAUGCCGUGUUUGUACCGGUGAUUCGUGGACCGUGGCCCAUACUUGGGGCAUUGCAUGAAUGAAAUAACAUGAAUGGAUGGGCUGACUACGGUUUACAUGGUCAUGAUUUGAGGCUGGCCUUACUGGGAAGGUUGGGAGUACUAUUUCUGUCACAUAUGCUGUAACCGGAGUCUUUGAGGACCGGGAGUGGUGAGAGGGUACAAAGCAGAACGCUGGAUUAUAGUAUCAUAAGCACUUAUUGGUUUAUACUGUGCAGCAAUGGUCAUUGUCUUUUGGGAGGUGAACCUUGCACUUGAUAAUUUUCAAGUAGCUAGCAUACUAAAUGAUGUCAAAUACCGCAAUACCAUGAAUAGCUUCGGCAUACGCUCGUGCUGCUGAAGGAUCCGGAAAGAG